Myotis myotis is the source of this 1303-nucleotide messenger RNA. RefSeq names its product RAB1B, member RAS oncogene family (gene RAB1B). The transcript is spliced from 6 exons. The coding region runs from base 22 to 741 and encodes 239 amino acids. The record is from RefSeq and is a predicted model, not a curated record. Gene Ontology annotation, molecular function: GTP binding; GTPase activity. NCBI's taxonomy places the organism in Eukaryota, Metazoa, Chordata, Mammalia, Chiroptera, Vespertilionidae.
GCAGCGAGGUCCCAGUCAGGAAUGUUUGCGGCUGCGCGUCGCGGGCGGGGCCUCUGGGGCGGAGCCGCCACCAUCUUGGAACAGGAGGCGGAGCAGAGCCGACUGGGAGCGACCGAGCGGGCCGCCGCUGCCGCCAUGAACCCCGAAUAUGACUACCUGUUUAAGCUGCUUUUGAUUGGUGACUCGGGCGUGGGCAAGUCAUGCCUGCUCCUUCGGUUUGCUGAUGACACGUACACAGAGAGCUACAUCAGCACCAUCGGGGUGGACUUCAAGAUCCGAACCAUUGAGCUGGAUGGCAAGACCAUCAAACUUCAGAUCUGGGACACGGCUGGCCAGGAGCGGUUCCGGACCAUCACUUCCAGCUACUACCGGGGAGCUCAUGGCAUCAUUGUGGUGUAUGACGUCACCGACCAGGAAUCCUAUGCCAACGUGAAGCAGUGGCUACAGGAGAUCGACCGCUAUGCCAGCGAGAAUGUCAACAAGCUCCUGGUGGGCAACAAGAGUGACCUCACCACCAAGAAGGUGGUGGAUAACACCACAGCCAAGGAGUUUGCAGACUCUCUGGGCAUCCCCUUCCUGGAGACGAGUGCCAAGAACGCCACCAACGUUGAGCAGGCGUUCAUGACCAUGGCUGCUGAAAUAAAAAAGCGGAUGGGCCCGGGGGCUGCCACCGGGGGUGAGCGACCCAACCUCAAGAUCGACAGCACCCCCGUGAAGCCAGCUGGUGGCGGCUGUUGCUAGAAGGGGCGCGGGGGUGGGACAGGAGGGGCACCUUCUCCAGAUGAUGCUCCUGGAGGGGGCAGGAGGUGCCUCCCUCUCCUGGGGUAUUUGAGUCUGUGGCUUUGGGGUGUCCUUGGCUCCUCAUCUCCCUCUGGCCCAUCUGCCUGCCACCCUGAGCCUCGGUUCUACCAGGGCCCCCAAGGGAGGACACCCAGGACCUGGGGCUGGGGCACUGUGGGCCUUGCUCUGCUGCUGCCUCUAGGUAACUUUAAAAGAUACGCCACCAUACACUUUUCUUUGGGAUGAGGGCCCCUCUGUCUGUCUCCCUCCACUGGCCCCCAUGUAUGCUGCAGUGGGUUUCUCUCCUUGUCCUUUUCUCCCCUGCCCAACCCUUCCCCAUGAACUGAGGGCCUCCUGGCCUCUACUGCCCAGGCUGAAGUCAGUGCCCGGGGCCAGAAAUGGGACCGGGGACCAGAACCUGGGAUCCAGGGUCCUAGGUCGGACUUCAGGACGGGCAUGGGGGUUACAGGGGCCCAACAGCCCCCCUUUCCCCUCCUCCCUACCGCUCCUCCCACCCCUCCCA